Molecule: messenger RNA, 3042 nt
Organism: Candidula unifasciata
Lineage: Eukaryota; Metazoa; Mollusca; Gastropoda; Stylommatophora; Geomitridae
Source: the annotation of a GenBank genome assembly
AUGGCAACCGCUAUGACGUUAACGUCUGCAGCGGGUGUAAUAUCCCUUCUUGAUGAGCCAGAACCCCAGCUGAAGACCUUUGCCUUGACCAGAUUGGACAGCAUUGUUGAUGUAUUCUGGGCAGAGAUUUCUGAAAGUGUUGGCAAAAUUGAGGUGCUCUAUGAAGACCCGCAGUUUAUGUCUAAUGAGUUGGCUGCAUUGGUUGCUGCUAAAGUCUACUAUCACCUUGGGGCAUUUGAAGAGUCUUUAACGUUUGCUUUGGGGGCUGGGUCUCUUUUCAAUGUGAAUGAUACCUCAGAGUUUGUGGAGACCAUCAUUUCUAAAUGCAUUGAUCAUUACACCAAGAUGAGAGUCCACAAUGCGGAAGUUACAGAUGAGGCAGAUAAGAAAGUGAUUGAUCCCCGGCUUGAGGCUGUUGUCAAUCGUAUGUUUCAGAGAUGCAUUGAUGACAAGCAGUUCAAGCAGGCUGUAGGCAUUUCGCUGGAGACCAGAAGGAUUGACAUCUUUGAGAAAGCUAUCAAACAGGCUGAUGAUGUACAAGGAAUGCUGUCGUAUGCCUUUAAAGUUUGCAUGUCUCUUUUACAGAGCCGCCAGUUCCGCAACACAAUUUUGCGUGUUCUGACCAGCCUGUACAUGGGUCUUGGCACACCAGAUUAUAUUAAUGUAUGCCAGUGUUACAUCUUCCUGGAUGAUGCUCAGGCUGUGGCUGACAUUCUUGUUCAGCUCACCAAAGGAGAUGAGGACUCGGUGCUCAUGGCUUACCAGAUUGGAUUUGAUCUCUAUGAAAGUGCCACACAGCAGUUUCUGCAGCACGUACAGGCAGCUCUUAGAGGUGCCGCCCCAGCACCCAUUGCAGCUCCAACCCUUCUUAACACUAAAAGAUCAAGCACAGAUGUUGAGAAAAAAGAGGAGAAGGACCUCCCAAUGGAAACUGAUGAUUUACCUGCUCCUCAAGCUGUGGUUGAGCCUGAAACUUCAACUAAAAUCCCUGUGAGUUUGAAUGAAGCAGACAGUCAGCUGCAGUUGCGUCUAGAGCGUUUACACACCAUUCUUGGAGGAGAAACAAGUAUCUUCCUGAGACUGCAGUUCUUGAUCAAGAAUAACAAAACAGAUAUGCUUAUCUUGAAAAACACCAAAGAGGGAGUCAGGAAUUCAGUGUGUCACACAGCUACAGUGAUUGCCAAUUCUUUCAUGCAUUGUGGAACCACAUCAGAUCAGUUCUUGCGAGACAACCUGGAGUGGCUGUCCAGAGCCACUAACUGGGCCAAGUUUACGGCAACAGCUAGUUUGGGUGUGAUACACAAGGGCCAUGAAAAAGAGGCUCUCAAUUUGAUGUCCCAGUACCUGCCUAAAGAUAUGGGACCAGGUUCCUCUUACUCUGAAGGUGGCGGUUUGUAUGCAUUAGGUCUGAUCCAUGCUAACCAUGGAGGGGAGAUCACAGAUUAUCUCCUCAACCAGUUAAAAGAGGCAUCCACUGACAUGGUACGUCAUGGGGGAUGCCUUGGCUUGGGAUUAGCUGCCAUGGGUUCAGCUAGACAAGAUAUCUAUGAGCAGCUGAAGUUCAAUCUCUUCCAGGACGAUGCAGUCACUGGAGAAGCAGCUGGUAUAGCAAUGGGUCUGGUGAUGCUGGGAACAAAGUCAUCUACCGCUAUCACUGACAUGGUCCAGUAUGCUCAGGAAACCCAGCAUGAGAAGAUUUUACGAGGCCUUGCUGUUGGGAUUGCUCUCACCAUGUAUGGCCGCCUUGAAGAAGCAGAUGCUCUGAUUGAAUCUCUCACCAGAGACAAGGACCCCAUCCUUCGCUGGUCAGGCAUGUAUACGCUGGCAAUGGCUUACUGUGGCACCGGAAACAACCAGGCAAUCCGCAGGCUGCUGCACGUAGCUGUCAGUGAUGUCAACGAUGACGUCCGUCGGGUUGCCGUCACCUGCCUUGGUUUUCUUUUGUACAGAACUCCAGAGCAGUGCCCCAGUGUGGUCUCUCUGUUGUCCGAGAGCUACAACCCCCAUGUUCGAUUUGGAGCUGCAAUGGCCCUGGGUAUUGCUUGUGCCGGAACUGGUCUCAAGGACGCUAUUGGUCUUCUGGAGCCGAUGACAAAUGAUCCAGUAAAUUAUGUGAGACAGGGUGCCCUGAUUGCUUCAGCUCUGAUCCUAAUCCAGCAAAAUGAAUCCACCUGUCCCAAGGUUGUCCACUUCCGCCAGCUGUAUGCCAAAGUCAUCGCCGACAAGCACGAAGACGUCAUGGCCAAAUUUGGCUCAAUCAUUGCUCAAGGUAUUAUUGAUGCUGGGGGCCGCAACUGCACCGUCUCUCUCCUGUCUCGCACCGGACACACGAAUAUGGAAGCUGUGGUGGGCAUGCUAGUUUUUUGCCAGCACUGGUUCUGGUAUCCUCUCACCCACUUCCUGUCGCUGGCUUUCAAACCAUCAUGCAUCAUUGGCCUUAAUAUUGACUUAAAAAUGCCCAAAGUGGAGUUCCGAUCCAAUGCCAAGCCAUCAAUGUUCUCUUACCCACCAGUGCUCGAGGAGAAGAAAGACAAAGCAAAGGAGAAGGUGGAGACAGCCGUCCUAUCUAUCACUGCCAAGCAGAAGAAGAAGGAUUUAGAAAAGAAGAAAGACUCACAGUCAACGAUAGAGACCAUGGAAGUUGAUGACUCCUCCAAGAAGGACACCAGCAAGGAUAAAAAAGACAAGAAAAAGGAUGAUAAGGCAAGUUCAGACAAGACCAAGAAAGCUGGAGAAGCAGAAUCUUCAGAAACCCUUGUUUCUGAGUCACCAUCCACAGAAAAGAAAGAGCCAGAACCUAAUUUUGAAAUCUUGACUAAUCCUGCUCGCACAAUGAAGGCUCAGCUGAAAGUGCUUUCCAUGGAAACAUCCCGGUACACUCCUGUUAAAGACCUGUCCCACGGAGGAAUAAUCAUGCUGAAGAACAGCAAACCAGAGGAAAAGGAAGACAUUGUGGAGACAGUUCAAGCAGGAGGACCAAAGGCAGAUGAUGAGGAGGAGGAGCCAGAAGCGCCGGAGCCUUUUGAGUGGACUGAAGAUUAG